Babjeviella inositovora NRRL Y-12698 is the source of this 1646-nucleotide messenger RNA. RefSeq lists its product as uncharacterized. The coding region runs from base 251 to 1567 and encodes 438 amino acids. The transcript has a single exon. NCBI's taxonomy places the organism in Eukaryota, Fungi, Ascomycota, Pichiomycetes, Serinales. The record is from RefSeq and is a predicted model, not a curated record.
CAUGGGAGUUUCCUAAAUUCGGAGAUUUUCAUAAACCCAAUACCGGUUUUGUACAUCAUACACUAUCUAUAGUAAUUAUUAAGUUGCUGUUACGAACACUUUUUCAAGAGAAAUAUUAUCCAGAUAUAGAGUCACCACACGGUGUAUCUAAGCGAUGUACCAGAACCUCACCGUAUCCUGUGCGUUGACAUCGGUAAAUUCUUAAAAGGCACACCUUCAAUCAGGUACCAGCUACCCGAUCUACUGCCUAAUGAACGUUACACUAUUGGGCGAUGUUCCAGACCAAUAUUCACACAAAGCAGACGAACGAGCCGCUCAGCUACGAGGUCGAUCUAUGGCCACGGCAAUGACCUACGACACACACUUUCUGCCUGAGAUUGACGGGUUUGUGCCGCUGUCGUUUGUGUCAACGCGGGAAAACCGGUUUAACUUCGAGAAUCAGCGUGAUGGGUUUGAGAUCGGAGACCAGAUGGACGCGGAUGACACGUAUGGAAACGCCCAGCUCCGUCUCAAUGAGCCUUACGACCAACAGAUGACCCUGACAUUUCUCCAUCUUCUACAGGUGCCAGCUGUGAGCGACGAGAAGAUUGUGAUACCGUUUAACCUCCGCGAGAGACACCUCCAGUAUGGAGGCAUCUAUGUGUCGAGUGAGAGAGCGCCCACGAAACCUGCCAAACGGAAGGUGGACAUUUCCUAUGACUACGGCGAGGAUUCCGACACGGAGGAUUCAUUGGUAAACAUUCAGCGAACAAAUCUCCGAAAGAAGGUGCGUGUGAUGAAUGAAAAGGUUGGGGAAGAACUCUUUCAGGAGCUCCGGUUUGUCCCCCAGCCAGUCCUUGAAAAGUCCCAUGGAAGCAAGCGCCCUUUUGAAGUUAAGCCCCAGGAAGUUAAGCCCCAGGAAGUUAAGCUCCUCCCCAAGGAACCCGUUCUCCAUCUACAGGGUUUAAAAACAGACACUAAUGCAGCAGCCAAUGCUCCCUUGGCGCCGGUGAGGAUGACACACAUCAUCAGGCAAACCCCGUUUGUGGAGCCCGCUUACACCAACUGCGAAUGCAUUCUGGAGAUCUCUCCCUUUGAGGCGAACCAGCUUUUACACAUGUUGGAUCUUCACGCGGCACACCUCAUCGACCCCCCAAACCCUUUUCUACAGGCCUUCAUCGACAAAGCACAGCAGUUUGUCCUGGGCGAGGUUCUCUUGGACUUUAAAUUAUAUUUGUACGCCCGAGUUCACGGGUGCCGGUAUGGCGAAAAAUCCCUACCCCUGGAGACUAGGAAAGAGUUUUGCCUUGUAGCCCACAGGGUGUUGCAGAAGACGGUUGAUCCUUUCCCCGGCGGCCUUGCAAAUCCUCUGCUAGGCAAUGCCACCUCUAUUGCCCAUUCUAUCACCAACCAGGCCAGUAAGUUUGUCGCUGCCCUGAACCUGAGCCUUCCGGAAGCCAAAGUACAGACGGCCGUCGACAGAGCCUCGUAUUUUGCAGGGGGGUUCAGGAACGAGCGAUACAAGCACAAGCUGCUGACGUUUGAUGUGAAUCACGUUAUCUUGAAAAGAUUGCUCGAGGAUGACUGACGGUAAAACCUCCAUUGACUAAAUAUCUGCAUAAAUAUUGAUAGAGAUUGCUAUUUACUGUAUACCAAUGACAUCAUAA